Molecule: messenger RNA, 603 nt
Organism: Mercenaria mercenaria
Lineage: Eukaryota; Metazoa; Mollusca; Bivalvia; Venerida; Veneridae
Exons: 3
Coding region: 41-385 (114 amino acids)
Biological process (GO): mitochondrial electron transport, NADH to ubiquinone
Cellular component (GO): mitochondrial inner membrane
Source: RefSeq, a predicted model, not a curated record
UUCUCCUCGUAAUUGUCGGUUUCCUGCGAAGGUCACCGCCAUGGCAGAGAGCAACAGAGUUACGCCAUGGGAGGAUUACAAUUACAUUGCCAGACUUCCUGACUUUUGGGAGGUGACUGGUGUUGUGGGUGGUAUCGCGCUAUGUAGGACAUACCAGGCAGCAAACCUUCGUCCUUUGAAUACUAAUGCUUCUAGGAUGAUGUUUGUUGGUUAUAUAAUAGGAGGUUACUUGAUAGGUAAAGCGGCUACUGUACUCAGAAACAACUUCCAAACGAGGAGACAACUCUUCCUUGAAGAUUACGUGGAUAAGCACCCAGAGGACUUCACUUCAGCAGAACCCAAAAAAUUCAAGGAAGUUUUAUGGGAAUGGAAACCACAUCGCUAAUAGAAAAGGAAAUGGUUAUUUUUAUAAAAAGACUAUAAAUAAACACUGUUAUUAUUUGAAUCUAUUAUGACAAGACCUGUGCAGUGUGUAGCUGAUAUAUUAUUGUGGUAGAUCAAGUUACGAAGAAAAACAUUUUUUUUCUGAAGAUGAAACAUUGUUGUCUUUGUCUAGUGACAUCAUGUGUGUUUUGAAAAAUAAGAAUAAAGGAUGGAAAUCUG